CGCUCCUGACCUACGCUGGCCAGCCUGGCUCUUCUUGUCAACCCGCUAGCCAGCCCCGCGCCCCAGGCAGCCAGCCGUGCUGCGAUCUGAUUUCAGGACGCAGGGUCUGGUCGGUCCGGAUCCCUCGGGCCUCGAGGCUGCCAGUGUGACCUUGAGCAAGUCUUGCCCGCUGGGCCUCAAGUUCCCUUGUGUGAACUAGGGUCCUGGUCAUGAACGUCCCUGGAGGAAGGAGGCAGGAAGGUAGAAGGACUCAUAAACCCCGGGAACAGGACCGAAAUGUGCAGCUCUCUAAGGCUCUGUCCUAUGCCCUUCGCCACGGGGCCUUGAAGCUAGGACUUCCCAUGCGAGCUGAUGGCUUUGUGCCCCUGCAAGCCCUCCUGCAGCUGCCCCAGUUCCACAGCUUCUCAAUUGAGGAUGUGCAGCUCGUGGUGGAUACCAAUGAAAAGCAGCGCUUUACCAUGCAGCCGGGCGAGCCAAGCACCGGGCCCCUCAUCAGGGCCAAUCAGGGCCACUCCCUGCAAGUCCCUGAAUUGGAACUGAUACCACUGGAGACACCACAAGCCCUGCCUUUGACACUAGUCCAUGGUACAUUCUGGAAGCACUGGCCAUCUAUUCUACUGAAGGGCUUGUCACGCCAAGGAAGAACACACAUCCACUUGGCCUCAGGACUGCCUGGGGACCCUGGUGUCAUCAGUGGCAUUCGUCCAAAUUGUGAGGUGGCGGUGUUCAUCGAUGGACCCCUAGCCCUCUCAGAUGGAAUCCCUUUCUUCUGCUCUGCCAAUGGGGUGAUCCUGACUCCAGGGAAUGCUGAAGGCUUCCUGCUUCCCAAGUACUUCAAGGAGGCCCUGCAGCUGCGACCUACCAGUGAGAACCAACCCACCACCCGCCCUGUCCUGAACCAGGGCCCUUCUGCCCUCCAGCUCUGUGAAGGCUCCCACCUUAGGAAACAUUCCUUUCUCUUUGCAACUUUUAUCUCUUCCUCAGGAAAGCCUCUCUCCUUGGCUGGUCAUAAAGAGACAGAGUCUCAGAGUAGCCCCAAGCACAGCUCCAGAGGAGGAAGAAGGAAGAGCCAACAAUAA
Molecule: messenger RNA, 1079 nt
Organism: Apodemus sylvaticus (European woodmouse)
Lineage: Eukaryota; Metazoa; Chordata; Mammalia; Rodentia; Muridae
Gene: Trpt1
Product: tRNA phosphotransferase 1
Exons: 7
Coding region: 210-1079 (289 amino acids)
Biological process (GO): tRNA splicing, via endonucleolytic cleavage and ligation
Molecular function (GO): tRNA 2'-phosphotransferase activity
Source: RefSeq, a predicted model, not a curated record